AUGGAAUCAUCUAUAAUAUCUACAACGAUUAAUAAACCACAAAUAACUUCACCAUUUCAAGAAUCAUCAAAUAAAAUAGGAGUAACACAAUCUAUACGUAAGAAAUUAAAUUUUUUAGAUGAUAGAACUUGGAAAAAAUUUAGUGCAAGAAGAUUAGAAUUAAUUGAUUCAUUAAAUUUAGAAAAAUAUAAAGCUAGUGAACAAGAUGAACAAAUUAAAAGAGUUGCAGAAGUUUUAAGAGCAGAAUAUGGUUAUGGAAUUAUGUAUAUGGAUGAUUUUAGAAAAUUAGUUCAAGCUGGAAUUCAAUCAGUUAGAAGAAAUAGAAAAAGAACAAUGAAAAGAGAAAUGGAAGAAGAAAAUAAACGUAAAAAAAUUAAAAAAGAUGAUGGAUUUUUAUCUGAAAUAGUUAGAAGUGAUGAUGAUAUUUAUGAUGUAAAUUAUAAUAAAUCAAAAAGUUUUUCAACUAAUGAUCAUGCAAAUAAUACUAUACAAGAUUUAGUAAAACCAAGAAUUCAUGAAUCAUCAGAAACUAAAAAGCAAAUCGAAUUGGCAAAAUCAAACCUAUUAAAUAAAAUUGAAAGAUCAAAAACGUGUAAUGGAACAUUAGAUAAUUUAAGAUCAAAUAAUUUACAAUAUUUGGGAAAAUCAUUAAUAUCAAGUUGUAUUGGAUAUAUAUUUGAAAAAUCUUUUAAUGUAUUAAAUUUACAAUCAUUAGAAUAUCUUAGAGUGAAAUUAACACUGCAAUCAUAUUUAGCUAAAAUAAUGAGAGAUUUAGAUCCAUUAAAUAUAAAAGAAACUUUAAAUGAUGAAAUAGCAGUUAUAUCAUUUUAUACAUUAGUUGGAGCAAUAACAGUAGAUUUUGGAUUUGAUGAAGUAAUGAAACCAUUAAAUGAAAUAUUUUAUGGAUUUAUUAUAAAUGAAUAUCCACUUAUAAAUAAAAAUAUAAUACCUACCGAAAUAAAUGAGAAUUUUUCAUUAAAUAAAUUAGCAGAAGUAGCUACAAAAUUACAAGAUGAAAGAAAACAAGAAAGCGUAUGUUCAAAUAAUUCAAUAAUGUCUUCAAGAAUUUCGCCAACAUCAUCAAGAAAUUCAUCAAAUGAACCAUCAAAUUUGAAAAAAACUAUAAUUUUGAGGUUUUUAAAUCAAACUGUUGAAUUUUUUUAUCCUUUGUCAAAUUCAGCUAUUCCUAAAUAUUAUGAAUUUGUAGAAAAUAUUAAAAAUGUAUUUAAAUUAAAUCCCAAUAGUAUAUUAGAAAUUAAAUUUAAUAAUUCAGUAAUGCAAAAUGAUCAAGAUUUAGAAAAGGCUUUUAAAUUUGUUCACAUUUUGAAUUCAAUUAUAGAAUUUGAUAUUUCAACAAAAUCAACAAUUCCAAUCCAAUAUUUCACACCAGAUUCAAAUAAUAAUUUACGAUAUACAAAAUCAGAAUCUACCAAUCAUACCAACAACACUAAUAAUCAACAUAAAAUAUUUUUACCACCACCUAUUCCAAGUGCACCAAUGAGUACAUCAAGUAGUUAUUCAAAUCCAUUAUUUCCAUUAAAUAAUAGUAUUGAUUUAUCUGAAAAUAAUAAUAAUAAUCAAAAAUCUACAAUAAUUCAACCUCCAAUACUACCCAAAUUUCAACCUUUAUUAUAG
Molecule: messenger RNA, 1635 nt
Organism: Lodderomyces jiufengensis
Lineage: Eukaryota; Fungi; Ascomycota; Pichiomycetes; Serinales; Debaryomycetaceae
Exons: 1
Coding region: 1-1635 (544 amino acids)
Biological process (GO): RNA processing
Molecular function (GO): ribonuclease III activity
Source: RefSeq, a predicted model, not a curated record